Molecule: messenger RNA, 2082 nt
Organism: Oryctolagus cuniculus (rabbit)
Lineage: Eukaryota; Metazoa; Chordata; Mammalia; Lagomorpha; Leporidae
Gene: MRPL36
Product: mitochondrial ribosomal protein L36
Biological process (GO): translation
Cellular component (GO): ribosome; mitochondrial large ribosomal subunit
Molecular function (GO): structural constituent of ribosome
Source: RefSeq, a predicted model, not a curated record
GCCCGGGGGGGAGGGCGGAGGAGGCUGCAGACUGCUGCGGCACUGUCCACGUUCUUCUGCUCACCGGUCAGCACGAGUCUGAAUAUCAGAUGUCCCUCCCGGGUGAAGGGGCCGAUUGCUUAUCAGAACUGCGGGCGCAGGUGCACGCGCGCGCCCCGCGGCCAGCCGCCGGCCAAGGCGGUGUAUUCUGCUUGCACGGGUCCCUUUGGGGUCGAUCCCGGCCUGCAAACCUGGGGGUCCCCUUGGCCUCGGGCCUGUGUCCCCUUCUCAGGACCCUCCCAAGGCCGGAGCCGGCCCGACCAGGAGGGACAAGGCAGAGCCGGGGCCCGGGGUCACCCGAGGUGACCAGGGCAGCCCCUCGCCGCCGGGCGCGCUGCCCUAAGAACACAGGGCUCAAUCAUGUGACGGGGGAGAUAAGAAGCCUGCGGAACCCCGACGGGUGCCCACCGCGCCUGGGGGUCAGCGGCGACGGACCGGGGCUGGCGAGGCUCCGACCCGCGUUCCCGGGGGCCGGAGCGUCGGGCGCGCUGGGCGGACGCCCGGGAGGGCGGCUCUCGGCGGUGGGCGCACGGUACUGGCCGUGGGAGCAGCCGUCGGGGCGGUGUCCGGCCGCGGCCAGCCUCGCCCGCUCGUGCCCGCGCGCCUGAGCCGCGUCGGCCCGGAUGUCCUCUUCGACACGCGGAGCCUCGCCACGCCUGGCCAUGGGCUCGGUGGCUGUCCGCUUUUUAAUGCCUUUCACUCGCCCACUUUUCCCACGUCGCUCCGCUCAGAAAGUGCUAGGCCCCAACGCGACCCUGAAGCGGACACCGCCCGAGCGCGCAUGCGCUUCUGACUUGGCGCGGCGCGGGGGAACCACGUGACUCGUCGCCAUCUUCCUUCCUGGCGGCGGUGUCCGCGCCCCACUGCGCAGGCGCGGGCGCAGGCGCAGGCGCGCGCGAAGGCUGGUUGCAGGGCGUGCGCACCGCUUCUCUGCAGGUCGCCCGCGGCAUGGCCGCCGCGCUCGUGAGGACCCUGGCGGCCGCGGCCCUGCGCCCCCUGCUGCAGCCGCGCGGCCUGUGCGCCGGCCUGCUGGGCCCCCUGCGCGCCGCGGGCCCCGCCGCGCUGCCCGCGCCGCCGCCCGCGCUGGGCUUCAAGACCAAGGGCGUGCUGCGCCGGCGCUGCCGGGACUGCCGCCUGGUGAAGCGGCGCGGCCGCUGGUUCGUGUACUGCGAGAGCAACCCGCGCCACAAGCAGCGGCAGAUGUAGGCCCGACCCCAAUAAAGCCCGCGCUGUGCAGCGUCCGCCCGCGUCCGCGUCCGCGCCCGCGCCGGUCAGCCCGGGCCCGGGAGCAGCGGGGGCGGCCCCGGAGAGCCCUCUGCGCGCCCCGGGAGUGGGUUCCGGGCUCUGGCGCCCACGGUUGCCGCGCGGGACCCCGAGGGCGUGUUCGGUGGGAGAGGCCGUUGCCGGGGUGGGCUCCGUGGACGAGUGGGCGGCAGGGCAGGCGGUGGUCACCCGGGGCCCUCGGGGGGACCUGGUGCGCCCCGGGGCGGCCGCGCUUCCUGCCGCGUCGGCAUCCCACGUGGGUGCUGCUCUGGGACAGCAGCGGUGAUGGCCCGGGUGCCCGCGCCCCUGCACCUGUGUGGGAGACCCGGAAGAAGCUCCUGGCUCCUGGCUCCGCAGCCAUUUGGGGGUGAACCGGCGGAUGGAAGAUCUCUCUAACGGUGCCUUAAAAGAAGAAAAGGAAACAGCGUGGAGGACGUGUGCAGGCGCGCACCGCACAGCGGCCACUUCGGCCGGGAAGGGCCCCGGCGUCAAAGUGGACAGGGCGCGGGGAGUCCCGGUCAGCUGUCCGCGGGAGUCUCGGCGCACCGCAGCCUGGGGCGCGGGUUCGGGGCAGGGGCCCCACCGCGACGCGGCCUCCGGGAGUGGAGGCACCAGGACUGCGGGCCGAGCCGGGGCCGCGGUGCCUCCCCGUCAGGACUGCCCGCCGUGGGACGGGUGGACGUGCCGCCCUGGGGCUCUGGGGCAGGGACGCCCCGGUGCUGUGCAGCCUGCGCGCCCUCGCGUUCUGCCGGAACCUCCCAGUAAAGUUGUUUCUCUAAA